AUGUACAAGAUCUACACAAAACAUGAGCCCAGAAGAGGAGUUUGCAUCCCUAAGCCCGCCGGCUCCGGCGAGGACAAACCGCCCGUUUCAAAACCAACCAACCUGCCGCGCCCGCGAGGCCGCGACGCUCGUCCGUCUCCAUGUCCAUGGCGCCGCACCUCGCCUCACGCCCGCGCCGUGGCGCGGCACGCCCAUGAUGCCGUCGCGCUGCCGGCAUGGUUCACCUCGCCCGGCGCCACGGCCACUCGCCGGCGCGGCUCGGCGCCACAACCGCGCCCGCCGACGGACCUUCCGCUCCCGCUCCUCCCGCCGCCGUCGCUGGCCUCGCUGCUGCUCGCUGCCGUCGCGUCCUCGCCGUCCCUCCCGCACCUCCGCCACCUCCACGGCCUCCUCGUCCGCCUCCACCCCUACCUCCCGCCGCCGUCCACCCCGUUCCUCCUCUCCCGCCUGCUCCGCCGCCUCGCCGCGCUCCCGCUCCCACCCACGCCCACGCAGCUCCGCUACGCGGUCGCCGUGUUCUCCUCCCUCUCGCCGCCGGACCCGUUCCUCGCGGCCGCGCUGCUCCGCUUCGUGCACCUCACGCAGCCGCCCCUCGAAACCUUCCGCGUCUUCUCCCGCCUCCGCCGCGCGCACGGCCGCGACCUCCCGUUCCUCCCGUUCGCCUUCUCCCCGCUGGCAAAGUCCGCCGCGUCCGCGCGCUCGCUGCCCGCCGCGGCCGGUGCGCACGCGGUGUCGCUCUUACUCGGAGGGUUCGAUAAGCACCGGUUUGUUGGGAACUCGCUGAUCGGUGCCUAUGUCGCCUGCGGCGACGUUGGUGCCGCGCGUAAGGUGUUUGAUGAAAUGAUGGUGAAGGAUGUCAUUUCGUGGACGAGCAUUGUGGUGGCGUAUUCUAGGAUCCGGGAUAUGGGUUCGGCUGAGGAGGUGUUUGCGCUCUGCCCGGUUAAGGAUAUGGUGGCGUGGACGGCAAUGGUGACGGGGUAUGCACAGAAUGCCAUGCCAGUGAAGGCGCUAGAGGCAUUUGAGCAGAUGGCGGUGGCCGGCAUGCCCAUUGAUGAAGUUUCACUCACCGGUGCUAUCUCAGCCUGUGCUCAGCUCGGUGCGGUGAGGCGAGCCGCCUGGGUUCAGGAAAUCGCAGAACGGAAUGGUCUUGGGAGGAACGUGGUUGUCGGGUCAGGGUUGGUGGACAUGUAUGCCAAGUGUGGUCUCAUCGACGAGGCACGCAGGGUUUUUGAAGGGAUGCAAGAGAAGAAUGUGUAUACCUAUAGCUCAAUGAUUGUUGGCCUAGCAUCACACGGGAGGGCCAAUGAUGCAAUUGCUCUGUUCAAGGACAUGCUUGCAGCCAUGCGGGAUGGUAAAAAAAGGCGCUACUACUUUGCGCAGAUGAAGGACAUGUAUGGGAUAUUGCCUUCUGCAGACCACUACGCUUGUAUGGUUGAUUUGCUUGGUCGGGCUGGGUUGGUGAUUGAAGCCCUUGACCUUGUGAAAUCAAUGACUGUGGAGCCUCAUGGUGGUGUCUGGGGGGCACUGUUAGGGGCUUGCCGAAUCCAUGGAAAUACUGAAGUCGCUAAGGUUGCAGCUGAACAUCUUUUUAAGCUUGAGCCAGAGGGCAUAGGGAACUACGUGUUGUUAUCAAAUACACUUGCAUCAGCAGGAGAAUGGGAUGAAGUCUCAAAGAUUAGGAAGCUGAUGAGAAUUCGGGGGCUGAAAAAGGAUCCUGCAGUGAGCUGGUUUGAAGGCCGUGAUGGUUUUGUGCAUCAGUUCUUUGCUGGUGAUAAUACACACCCAUGGAUGCUUGAAAUAAAGAAAAGAUUAUUGGAGCUACGGGCAGAACUGAAGCUUGCAGGUUAUGUGCCAAUCCUUAGUUCAGUUGUUUAUAAUGUAAGCGAGGAAGAGAAAGAAAGGUUGUUAAUGGGUCAUAGUGAGAAGCUUGCUCUGUCAUUUGGAUUGCUCACACUUGAGUCUAGAUCCUCAAUUAGGAUAGUAAAGAAUCUAAGGAUAUGUGAGGACUGCCAUUUGUUUAUAAGAUUGGUGUCAAAAGUUGAGCCCAUCGAGAUUAUAGUCAGGGACAAUAUGAGAUUUCAUCACUUCAGAGAUGGAGAAUGCUCAUGCGGUGGAUUCUGGUGA
Molecule: messenger RNA, 2124 nt
Organism: Miscanthus lutarioriparius
Lineage: Eukaryota; Viridiplantae; Streptophyta; Magnoliopsida; Poales; Poaceae
Source: the annotation of a GenBank genome assembly